UGUUGCCUUUUUCACUUUUUCUUUUAUUUGAUUAACCCCCCCCCCCUCUCUUUUAACAUUUUUUUUAAACAUUUUGUGGCGAUUCCGUUUAGCUGCGUCUCCCCUUUGCGUUAGGUUUCUGCUGACUACACUACGGGCUAUUUUUUACUUUUCCUUAUCCCCAUGUCCUCUCGUUGUUUUCUGUGCCACUGAUUUAAUCAUCGUCGUACCAUCCUCAGCGCUUGCCCUCUCGGCAGCUGAUCUCUUCUGUUUCAUCCCCCCUGGUUCUUCCUCAAAGCAACAUCUCUUCCUCUUGAGCUGGACCUUCUCCCAGUAGAUCUGCACUCGUGUGUGAUGGGAAGGAAAGAGCUGUUUUCUCUUUUUAAAGGUUUGCUGGACUGUAUUUGCCUCUGCUUGAAUCAAAGAAGCCGUGAGGUUUCAGGCGACAAUGAGCGGGACUGUGAAAAUGGUCACCUGAUCUACAAAAGCGGGGACGUCCUCGCUGACAGAUAUGAGAUCGUCCAAACUCUAGGAGAGGGGACUUUUGGGAAAGUGGCGCAGUGUUCAGACCACGGCAGGGGGGGAAGUCAAAUCGCCCUGAAGAUCAUUAAGAACCAGGAGAAAUACAGAGAAGCAGCCAAGCUAGAAAUCAAUGUACUGAGGAGGAUCCGUGAGAAAGAUCCACACCACCAACAAAGCUGCGUGCAGAUGACUGACUGGUUUAUCUACUACGGCCAUGUGUGCAUCUCUUUUGAGCUGUUGUCGCUCAGCACCUUUGACUUCAUGAAAUCAAACAACUUCCUGCCUUAUCCAAUUAACCAGAUCCGACAAAUGGCGAGCCAGAUCUGCCGCGCUGUCCGCUUUCUCCAUGACAACAGGCUGAUUCACACCGACCUGAAGCCGGAGAACAUCCUAUUUGUCAACUCAGACUACUCGCUCGUAUACAACGCUGAGAAGAAGUGCAAUGAAAGGAGAAUAAAUGACACUACAGUAAAGCUGAUCGACUUUGGCAGUGCCACGUUCGACCAUGAACACCACUCUGUCGUCAUCUCCACUCGUCACUACCGAGCCCCAGAGGUCAUACUGGAGUUGGGUUGGAGUCACCCAUGUGAUGUGUGGAGCAUCGGCUGCAUCCUGUUUGAAUACUAUGAAGGGUUCACACUGUUCCAGACUCAUGACAAUAAGGAACAUCUUGCAAUGAUGGAAAGACUACACGGACCAAUUCCCCCAAGAAUGGUUCAUAGGAGCAGAAGGCAGAAAUACUUCCGCCAUGGCCGUCUAGACUGGAACGAGUGCUCCAAGGCUGGACGCUUGGUGAAAUCCAGAUGCAAACCAUUAAGGGAGUACCUGUUAUCACAUGGGACAGAACACCACCAGUUUUUUGAUCUCUUGGAGAGGAUGUUGGAAUACGAGCCCUCAAAACGCAACUCUCUUCCUUCUGCUCUGGAGCAUCCUUUCUUCACACCUCCCCAUCAUACAGCAAGGACUCAGGGCUGGAGGAACAGCUGGGACAUGAGCAAAUGAUCCUGAAUUGCUACCUAGUCCUACGUGGGCCAUACCAGCAGAUUUGCAAGUUUUAGCUCCAUCGCAACAAAUCAAAUAUACAUAUUGAUUUAAAAUUGGAGAGACUGAUUAAAAGGGCUCACUGUGUGAGCAGUGACUUGAUUCACAUAUUUGCAAAUUAAGAGAGCUGGAAUGAGUAUGAGGUAAACUGCAUCGUGCACGGAAACUGAUAAAGAAUAAGCACAUGAGAGGAAUAAUCUGGGUCAGAUGUUUUGGAAAUAAAGUAAGAUAGUUUAGAUAUAUGAGAAGAAAGGAUGAGGAACAUUUUGGCAGAAGGAUGCUGGAGAUGGAGCUGCUAGGCAGGGAAAAAGGACCAAAGAGGGGAUUUCUGGAUGUGGUGGGAGAGGAGAUGCAGUUGGUUGGCGUAACGGAGGAAGAUGCAGAAGGCAGGGUAAGAUGGAAAUGGAUGGUCCCCUGUGGGGAUCCAUGCGGGGAAAAGCUGACAAAGAAGAAAACUAUUUGCAAAGAGAUGAUUGAGUUGGAAGAAGGAAAGAAAAAAAGUAAAAUGGAAAUAGUUUAUAUUUUCAAAAGUAUAAUCUGACUUCCUAAUUUAACUUUUAUAUUAAAAAAGUAUAUUUAUUCAAACAUUUAUAUCAAAAGGACAUAUAAAGCUUCUAUGCUUGCCACUUUUUAAUAUUUUUUGUGACAUCAUUGUCUCAGGCUUCAAUUUGUUCAUCAUGUCAGCUUUUCCAGUAAUUACAACAAUCAGUUUGAAGACUCUUGAAAUGUGGUCUUUAAAGUCCUCUAUGCUUAAACUAGUAAGUGCAGAAUGCUUAUAAAAUUACAAACUGUGAUGCAUUUAGAAUUAAUAUGAUUUUAUCAAUUCAGGAAUGUUUCAUCCUGAAGAUGAUUCACACAUUACAAAAAUGAAUGGAUGGUCUAGUAAAACGCUUCCUUCCCCAUGGUUGAUAGAUGAUGUCACACACGGAUGUAAAAUGAUGAAGUGUACAUUAUUUUUCUUCUGGCAGUUCAGCACUUAACGUUGUACGUUUGAGGCCUGAAUUUCAAUUAAAGAAAAACUGUAAAAACUGGGGUGUUGUUCAGCUUUUGACCAGUGGUGUUUAUGGUCUGCAGACUUGUUGUAUGUACAGCAUAUAUGAGUUGGACUAAAUACGUUUAAACAUGCAAAAACACAGGUACAGCCCACAAGCUAUAUCAUGUCAUAUCAUGUCAUAUAAAUUCUAAAAUGUUUAGGGAAUAUGUUGUCAAAGAAAAGAAAAAGACAAAAAGAUC
Cololabis saira (Pacific saury) is the source of this 2775-nucleotide messenger RNA. It is a transcript of the gene clk2b, whose product is annotated as CDC-like kinase 2b. Gene Ontology annotation, cellular component: nucleus. Bases 334 to 1503 code for a protein of 389 amino acids. The record is from RefSeq and is a predicted model, not a curated record. Gene Ontology annotation, biological process: protein phosphorylation; regulation of RNA splicing. Gene Ontology annotation, molecular function: ATP binding; protein tyrosine kinase activity. The transcript is spliced from 11 exons. NCBI's taxonomy places the organism in Eukaryota, Metazoa, Chordata, Actinopteri, Beloniformes, Belonidae.